AUGAGCUCGUACUUUUCCUCCUUGAAGUCUUCCUCCUCCAUAUCCAAUGUCAUCGGGUCACGACUCAACAGCCUCCGUCGUGCUAUCACCGUAGGUGACGAAGCGGACGACCCGGACAACGAAGACUGCUCGCACAUUUCCAACGCCCUCCGCGCCUACUACAUCGAGAAAGGCCGCCCAUUCCCUUCAUGGCUUCCCCCAGACCCGAAAGCGCCCUCUUCCACAUCUUCCCGCGUCAUCGCAACCAGCCAGGGCCAGGGCCAAGGUUCCGCCGCCAAUGGUCGUGGUGGCGGUCUGGGUGAUCUAUGGGGAGACUCGGGUUCCGCUCAACCACCACCUACACAGACAUCCAGUCUCCGCCGAGGUCGAAACGCGGCAGGUGCCCCUCCACUCAAUUCUAGUGUCAGCUCCCCCGCAGGUCCUGUGCCUCCGUCUGCAGGAGCGCCGCUCGCACAUGCCCAGUCGAACCCCUCCAUCCCGGCCUCUCUCCAACCGGCCGGAGCUCGGCCUUUGCCUAGCCAGCGGACUGGAUCAUAUCAGUCUUCUCAAACACGGAUGAACUCUGGAGGGUCAGGUGGCUCUGCGCAGGAACGACUGCGGGCGCGGUUGCAGGGAGGUCGGUCUCCUAGUCCGGGCAAUCUUGAUCCGAGUGUUCGAAAACCAGUUGGGGAAAGACGAUGGUAA
This is a messenger RNA of Penicillium odoratum, 684 nucleotides long. RefSeq lists its product as uncharacterized. The record is from RefSeq and is a predicted model, not a curated record. The coding region runs from base 1 to 684 and encodes 227 amino acids. Lineage: Eukaryota; Fungi; Ascomycota; Eurotiomycetes; Eurotiales; Aspergillaceae. The transcript has a single exon.